Molecule: messenger RNA, 615 nt
Organism: Podarcis lilfordi (Lilford's wall lizard)
Lineage: Eukaryota; Metazoa; Chordata; Lepidosauria; Squamata; Lacertidae
Source: the annotation of a GenBank genome assembly
AUGCCGAAGCCUGCGCGCGCUGAGAUCAGCGCGCCCAGGCUUCGCGGACCUCUCCGCGAGCAGCGGCAGCGCGGCCGCGGCGUGGGGGGAGGUGGCGGCAUGGCGAAGCCUGCGCGCGGGGAGAUCAGCGCGCCCAGGCGUCGCGGACCUCUCCGCGAGCAGCGGCAGCGCUGCCGCUGCUUGCGGAGAGUUGCCGGCAUGCCGAAGCCUGCGCGCGCUGAGAUCAGCGCGCCCAGGCUUCGCGGACCUCUCCGCGAGCAGCGGCAGCGCUGCCGCUGCUUGCGGAGAGUUGCCGGCAUGCCGAAGCCUGCGCGCGCUGAGAUCAGCGCGCCCAGGCUCGCGGACCUCUCCGCGAGCAGCGGCAGCGCUGCCGCUGCUUGCGGAGAGUUGCCGGCAUGCCGAAGCCUGCGCGCGCUGAGAUCAGCGCGCCCAGGCUUCGCGGACCUCUCCGCGAGCAGCGGCAGCGCUGCCGCUGCUUGCGGAGAGUUGCCGGCAUGCCGAAGCCUGCGCGCGCUGAGAUCAGCGCGCCCAGGCUCGCGGACCUCUCCGCGAGCAGCGGCAGCGCUGCCGCUGCUUGCGGAGAGUUGCCGGCAUGCCGAAGCCUGCGCGCGCUGA